AUGUCAUCAUCAGACCAACAGCAAAUCGAAAACCUAAUACAGGCCUGCGAAUCGGGUGAUUUGGAGACAGUAGAGGGAAUCAUUGAAGAGAACAAAGUAUCGAUGAUUGAUCAAGAACGUAAUAGUGGAGGUAAUGCUCUGUAUUGGGCUUGCUCAAAUGGUAAUCUUGAAGUAGCGGAACACUUGCUACGACACGGAAAUGUGGACGUGAAUUAUUUAAACACCACCAAACAAGAAAAUAGUCAAGCCGGUUGUGUUUCACAUGAAACAGCCCUACAUGUGGCAGUUGAAAUGGAUUUUCCUGAGAUGGUCUCUCUUCUAUUGGACCACCGUGCUUCAUGGUCGAUUAAAAAUCAUAAUGGAGAAACUCCUUACGCAUUGGCAAGAAAAUUGAAACAUGAAGAUUGUAAACGACUCCUUGUUAAAAAGGUCCAGGAGUAUAAAAAGAGAAAAUCCAUUCUCAAUGAUUGGAAUCAUGAAUAUGAAUCGAAUGAAAAGAAGGUCAAAGUAAUGAACCACCAUGAUGAUGACCUGUUGUUUCCUCUUAAGCAACCAUAUGAUUCUCAACAUGACCAAGAUCCAUUUGAUGAUGAAUUUGUUGAGGAGGAGGAGAUGAUUCAAGAACAGCCUUCUCGAAUCACAUCUUUCUUCAAGCACUAUGACGACUCAUUUAACCUUGAACAUGAGGACUUGUUGGAUUAUGAAGACUAUCCAGAAACUCAACAAGAAACUCAACAUUCGGAGAGAGUGAGUUCUGAUCAUGAGCAUGAUGAUGAUGAUAAAAUCUCAGCAUCUUCAUGUUCCUCUCCAAUCCAAUUACCACCUCUCCCUAAUGAAAAUGAUGAGAAUGGUCUGCCUCCCACUCAUCAGCCUCAAUACACAAAGAAACUCCAAAUAUCACCCAGUGAUGUCGAGUGGAUUGUUGAACAAAUCAAACACAAAUCGGAUUGGAUUUCCAAAUAUCCAUUAUAUUGCGAGAAAUGGAAAUCGGAAUGUUUAAGCGAUACCAUACGAAUUUCAGAGGAGAGCGUUCAAGUCGCUUUCAAAAUUCUUGAAGAUUUGAGGAAUGAUUUUUUAGGAGUGGUACCUUGCUGUGGCAAGUGCAAUACAAUUUCUGUUGUGUAUGCAGAAGAAGAUGAUUUACAAUUUUCGGACCAUAAGAAACGCAAAAAAAACGAAAAGGACAGACCUUGUUGGUGUCCAUGCCAUCAAUGCACUCGAGACUAUACCUUAUUGGACGGUUCCGGUUAUCCGAAUAUUUGUUUGAUUCAAGAUCAUCGUAUUCCAAAUGAGUUGGGUAAUGAAUUAAGGCAAGAACUUUUCAAAUUGGAGCAUAGCAUGGAGGAAUCGGAGAAGGAUUACCAUCCGGGAAGUAAUGGACAAGUGUUGGAUUUAAUUCAUCCCUCAUUGUAUUGUUUUCAUUAUUUGCAUAGCACUCUUAGAGAGGAUUCUCCUUUCCGAGAGAAUGAAGACGAUCUUCCAGAUUGUUCAUGGCUACCCACUUGGUUUCAUUUGAAUACAUCAUCAUCAUCGUCGUCGUUCUCACCCCAUACACUACAUGACCAUUUGAAUGAUAAGAAAGACUGCAACAAUAACCCAUCUCUUAAUCACAAGAACAAUUCAACAAUUGAGGAUGACAUGAAAUUUGAAAGAAAUAGUUGCACAAGCAUCACCUAUGAAUCUUACAUUAACAACAUUUGUCAAGUGAAGCAGCAAAAAUUAGCUCAACUUGUUUGUGAAAUUAUGAAAUAUUUUGUGCCCAUGUGGGAAGUAGUGCUACAGAAACAAUUACCACAUCGAUUUCAAGUCAUUGUCAAAGCGGCUAAUAUUAUUGUGAAACCUGAGAGACCCUAUUAUCCAGGAGGUACUUGGCACACAGAGGGGCUUUAUGAAAAUAUUGUGGCGACAGGAAUUUAUUACUACGAAUCUGAGAAUGUGAAAUCAAGUUUGUUAGAUUUUCGAAAAUCUCUAAGCGAUGACGACAUGGAUGAAAGAACUGAGGCCAAAGAAGGAAAUCUCAAAUUCGAAAUACUGGGCAGUGUGGAAACCAAACAAGACCGUUGUGUUGCAUUUCCCAACACCAAUCAACACCGUGUGAAGCAUUUCUUUCCAACAGAUCCUACAAAACCAGCCAUUCGAAAAAUUCUUGUGUUCUUUCUUGUCGAUCCUGAAAACCCAAUUGUUUCCACUCGAGAUGUAGACGUGCAACGGUUGGAUCAUUUAUUGAAUAGAUAUUUGAUUUUGUGUAAAAUCAUUCCGUUUCACCUUUUAAGGAAUAACAUCCUGCAAUUUUUGCCACACAUGACGCUGAAGCGAGCUCAACAGUGCAGACUAGAUUUGAUGGACCAGAGAAAGUAUCACCUACAAGAAGAAAAUGAAGAAUAUGAGCAAGUGUAUUCCAAAGAAGAGAGACUUUAUUCGCUAUGUGAGCAUUAA
Naegleria lovaniensis is the source of this 2436-nucleotide messenger RNA. RefSeq lists its product as uncharacterized. The coding region runs from base 1 to 2436 and encodes 811 amino acids. The transcript is spliced from 3 exons. Gene Ontology annotation, molecular function: protein binding. The record is from RefSeq and is a predicted model, not a curated record. NCBI's taxonomy places the organism in Eukaryota, Heterolobosea, Eutetramitea, Acrasida, Naegleriidae.